This is a messenger RNA of Salvelinus fontinalis (brook trout), 3865 nucleotides long. RefSeq names its product immunoglobulin superfamily, member 5a (gene igsf5a). Lineage: Eukaryota; Metazoa; Chordata; Actinopteri; Salmoniformes; Salmonidae. The transcript is spliced from 9 exons. Bases 1400 to 2452 code for a protein of 350 amino acids. The record is from RefSeq and is a predicted model, not a curated record. Gene Ontology annotation, biological process: cell-cell adhesion.
CACAGUGUCUCCUGACUCCAGUAUUUAUGCUGCAGUAGUUUGUGUUGGGGGGCUAGGGUCAGUCUGUUAUAUCUGGAGUAUUUCUCCUGUCUUAUCCGGUGUCCUGUGUGAAUUUAAGUAUGCUCUCUCUAAUUCUCUCUUUCUCUCUUUCUUUCUUUCUCUCUCUCGGAGGACCUAAGCCCUAGGACCAUGCCUCAGGACUACCUAGCAUGAUGACUCCUUGCUGUCCCCAGUCCACCUGGCCAUGCUGCUGCUCCAGUUUCAACUGUUCUGCCUGCGUCUAUGGAACCCUGACCUGUUCACCGGACGUGCUACCUGUCACAGACCUGCUGUUUUCAACUCUCUAGAGACAGCAGGAGCGGUAGAGAUACUCUUAAUGAUCGGCUAUGAAAAGCCAACUGACAUUUACUCCUGAGGUGCUGACUUGUUGCACCCUCGACAACUACUGUGAUUAUUAUUAUUUGACCAUGCUAGUCAUUUCUGAACAUUUGAACAUCUUGGCCAUGUUCUGUUAUAAUCUCCACCCGGCACAGCCAGAAGAGGACUGGCCACCCCUCAUAGCCUGGUUCCUCUCUAGGUUUCUUCCUAGGUUUUGGCCUUUCUAGGGAGUUUUUCCAAGCCACCGUGCUUCUACACCUGCAUUGCUUGCUGUUUGGGGUUUUAGGCUAGGUUUCUGUGCAGCACUUUGAGAUAUCAGCUGAUGUAAGAAGGGCUAUAUAAAUACGUUUGAUUUGAUUUUUAAUUAUUCAAUCAAUUUUAGAAUAAGGAUGUAAUGUAACAAAAUGUGGAAAAGGUCAAGGUGUCUGAAUACUUUGCAAAGUCACUGUAUGUGGGUCAGAAGUAUGUGGCCCCAUGUUGAAAAACCUCAGAUUGAAACUGCUGUACUUACACUAAAACAUGGCAGCUAAUGCAACACAUAGGUGUGUCUGCUUAAAGGCUGUUGUGUGUUUGUGUCACAACACCACCACUCUGUGGUAUUAAUCACCCCAGACGACAUCCCAGAUGUGUCAUGUGGGGGUCAAAGCCCCCCAAAGUAAUCUGUUGGGUAGACGACCUACCUCAGUUGACUCUCUUGUAACCUUCUGCUCUACCAGCAAGCUUAACUAUGCCAAUAAUCACUAUGCUAGAAGGUGAAACUGUGACACACACUCAAACAAACUCUUAAGCACUCACUCAUGCAAGUGUGACUGAUAAGGGGACUGUUACAUGGGUGGACCUUGCUCUCUGUAGAGAUAGAUGUAUAUGGGUGAGUGAAGCUACAUUUGGUUUCACCUGAAGGUGGAGUCCCUCUAUUUACUAGGUCUGAUUCAACAGGAAAUUAACCUUGGAUCCAUUUUAGUCAUCGCUCUGAGAGUCUUCAACAAGCAGGGAAUAUUAGCAUGACUGUUACCUGGGCAACAUGGCCAGUGUUUUCUUCACGUUGCUUUUACUCUAUGCAACAGGAGUCUCAGGAGUCCCUCAGCUGGAGCCCCUGAAUGUGACUGUGCUGCGGGGCUCAGAGGCUCGGUUUAACAUCAGCCUGUCUGAGGAAUGGUACUCCAUGUCAUGGAUGCUUAAAACUGUUUUGGUCCUCACCAUCAACAGUGGCACCGGUGUGUCUGAGCACAACCGUCGUUUCGCCGUUACAAAUUACUCCAGCGCCGACAUAUACUGCUGGGAGUUCAUCAUCCGGGACGUCUGGAGGAACGACACUGGUGACGUCAGCUGUGGCGUCCAGGAAAAGCCGACCCAGACCGCUCAGCUCUUUGUCCAAGAGAGCGGCACAGUAAGGAUUGUGGGAGGUAACAUGACAGUGGCCCAGGGCCACCAGGCCAUCUUCCGGUGUGAGGCCUCUGGUUGGUUCCCUAAGCCCACAGUGAGCUGGGUGGUGGAUGGGGUCGUGGUGGACCAGAACAGCUACAACAGUAGCAGUGAGGCCCUGGACGGUCUGUAUAACUCCAUCAGCCUCCUGACUGUCCGUGGGGUCAACAGUGUCCAAGUGAAGUGCCUGGCCAGCGUAUCUGCCCUGACCACCCCACUGUCCAGCUCCUUCUACCUGGUGGUUGAGCCCCAUGACUGGACUGUGCUCAUCGCUGUCGUUUGUUCCAUCGGUGGCUUCGCUCUGCUGGUGCUGCUCAUCCUUGGAAUCGUCUUCUGCUGCAAACGCAGAAAAGAAGCAAAAUCCAGCUACCAGAAGGAAAUGGGGAGAACAGGGUCCCAGAUCCAGAUGAGUGGUGGUGCAGUGGGACAGAAACAGGGCAAGGAAAACCCUGCAUACGUGAUAGACGGCCAAACAACAGGUGUCACCCACAGUGAAUUCAACGACAGUGGUUACAUCCAGACUAACUAUACAAAACAUUUUGAGAUUCCUGAUCUUGUCAACGGUAACCAGGCAGCAAAUGGCCAUGCCAGUGCAUACAACAUCCUGGGUGGAACUGGUGUCAGGAAACACAGACAUGUUACUAUUGUGUGAAGGAAUUGUACAAUCUUACUCAUAUACAGCAGAAUCAAGCUGUAAAAUAUGUCAAAUGUUCUCUAAAUGUUUUAAUGUUUCCCUUCUCUGCUCUUCAUGUUUUUAUUUUGGAAACUUCCCCAACUUUUGAAACAAAGUGGUUCCUCUAUUUUGGAACUAAGCCUCGAAGGGUUUGCUUGUAGGGCAACCUACCAGGCCAAAUAAUGUCAAAACACAUCUAUAUCAACUAAGGGCAGGAGCAUAUGAUGCCAACCAAACAAAUUCUCCUUGAGUUUUAGGAGAACAUCAGAGGGGUAAAGGACACAAUCUGCUUUUUAAAUUUCUGUAUGGGGAGCAGUGUAAACUUGAAAAACCAGGUUGACCAAUUGAGGUCGAAAGAUCUCUUUUACAAGGGAGACCUGGAGGGGGCCAAUGUUUAUUAAGUACAUGGAAGAUAAAUAAUUGUCACACUGGGCAAGCUAUGCAUUUCCAUAUGGUUUUAUAUAAUGGCAAACUGGGUGUAAAUUAGUCCAUAAGCACGCACCCAAAUUCUCUUUGACAGUAAGGUUCGGACAUGCAAGGUAAAUGUGAUGGAAACUCCGACAAACUGAUUGAUGCACCAAGGCCUGCCUCUCAAUACUCCGUCAUGAGCACAGGGCUCCAUAACUCUGUUAGGUUAAGAGCUUGUCCCCCCACAGCCCCAGCACCGCCACAUUUCUAUCUACUGUACCAGCUAGCAUUGUGGUGGGCCUCAUAAAUUCAGCAUGAUUGAACCAGAGGUUUAUGACAGUGAGCUGAAGUGCUCAGAGAGAAUCCUCCACAUUCCCUUCAGCCCAUAAGAAGGUGUCUGAGUCUGUUGGAACUCUCACUGCUCCAGCCAUUCAGGUUUAGGCCUAUAUCAAUGUUCAAAUGUAUUCUCUUCUGGAAUGUUACCCCAUAGGUCUAUUUUGUUAAUGGCGUGUAUGCAAUGUGAUUCGGUAGACAUAUUGAGAAGCGCAAUUACCCGAGACUAGGGUGGCAAAAUUAUGGUAACUUUCCAGAAAUGUCCAGGUUUUCUAGAAAUCCAGGAAGGCGGAUUCCAUUUCCUGCUUAUUCCCUCUUAAUUUCAGCAAUCAUCCGGAAAACCAGGGAAUGUAUUUCAACCCUACCCGAAACAAAGUUUUGUCAUACUCCAAAAACAUGAUGGUGUAGCAAUUUCCUAUAAGAGUCUUCCAUCAUUAUCAUAGUGUAAUAACUACAUAAUCAUGGGCCUUUUUGUUCAAACAAAACUUAAUCAUAAUAAAUCAAUUCUAUAUUUAUAAUAAAAAUGACAACAAUUCCAUAUGAGUGACCUCCAUUCCAUUUAACAAUUGUUUAUUGUAAUAUGCAACAUCUUGUAAUUGUGAGGAAGGGAUUUACCAGAUGAAGUAUGUCAAAUUGUUUUGACCAGGUCAA